CACCCAGCCCCCUCACACACACACCCCUCACACACACACAUACACCCCUCACACACACACACACACCCCUCACACACACACACAUUAUGAUUCCCAUGGCGACCUCUCUCUUCAGCCCUGACAUCAACACUAAGACCGCCUCCGACCUGCUCAUCAAACUCUCAGCAGCCACCCAGCAGGCCGGGGUAGAGCCGGGGGCUGUGGUGAAGCAGGAGCCCCAGGAGGAGGACCUGAGCCCUGGGCAGCAGCAGCAGCAGGCAGGUGAGCCUGGUCUGGCUCUCUCUCCAGACGGGCCUGGGGCUAGUCCUGAGCCCCCCACCUCCCACCUCACCAGACCAGAGGAGGAGAGAGGCCUGCUGGAGCAAGACAUCAGUGUCACUUUGGCUUCUGAACUGCUCAGGAGACUGUCUGAGAAGCAGGAAGUGGUGGUCCAGGGUUUAAAGGUGAAAGAGGAGGAGGAGCCUAUGGAGAUUGACCCCCUGACCCCCAGCGUGACACCUGACCCUAUCCUGCCCCCAGGGGAGCGAGCAGAGUCCGGGAGGGGUGAGAAGACACCCCCUCCACCUCUCCUCCCUAAAGAAGACCAGGAUCUGUUCCAGAGAGAUCUCUUCUCCCAGGACAUCUCAGUCAAAAUGGCCUCUGCUCUCCUUUACCAACUGUCAGGUACCCACAACACUCUAGAACCUUCUACCAACUGUCAG
Molecule: messenger RNA, 701 nt
Organism: Oncorhynchus gorbuscha (pink salmon)
Lineage: Eukaryota; Metazoa; Chordata; Actinopteri; Salmoniformes; Salmonidae
Product: zinc finger protein 827-like
Exons: 3
Source: RefSeq, a predicted model, not a curated record